This is a messenger RNA of Poecilia latipinna (sailfin molly), 2555 nucleotides long. RefSeq names its product sperm acrosome membrane-associated protein 4-like. Gene Ontology annotation, cellular component: membrane. Gene Ontology annotation, biological process: sperm-egg recognition. Bases 1876 to 2313 code for a protein of 145 amino acids. The record is from RefSeq and is a predicted model, not a curated record. Lineage: Eukaryota; Metazoa; Chordata; Actinopteri; Cyprinodontiformes; Poeciliidae. The transcript is spliced from 3 exons.
AAACUAACAAGUUCAUUCUUCCUGGUAGGAAGGGAAUCAAAUACUUAUUUAAUGUGAUAAAAUGCUGCUAAUUCAUUUGUUUAAAAUCAUACAAUGUGAUUUUCUGGAUUUCUUUAACAUUCUUUCUUUCACAGUUGAGUUGUACCUACCAUGAUAAUUACAGACUUCUCCACACUUUGUAAGUAAAUCAGCGCUGAAUUAAAUAUUCCCCCACUGUAUAUGAGGUUGUCCCAUGAAAAAUUUCCCAAAUUCUCUAUGCAAAUGUAAAAGUGUUGUUUUUGGUUUCAUACCUGAAUUGGAUGUUUAACGCAAUUUAACUACUAACUAAUCCCAACUAACUUCAAAAAAUAAUAAUUUAACAAACACCUCAGUAGUGCCUGUCAAUGGAAAAAAAAAACAAUCAACAGGUAUGAGGCUUUAGAAAUCUGAAAUUUUUUUUGUGAACGUUUACUUUGGUCUUGGUCACUUUUAGCUUCAGCAUCCAGAACCUACUAAUCAGGAUUUAUGCAAAACGAGGACACAGAGAGCUAUCUAUUGCAGGUGGGGUAUUAACUACUUAUUUUGACAGAAUCUCAAUUUACAAAUCCUGAUCUAUCCCUUUAAGCCAAAAUCAGCCCAUUAGCACAGACGGGGAGGAAAGUGGGCUGGGUUUUAUUUUAAUUAUCACCAGCUUUUUUUCUCUAGUCUCUAAUUACGCAGGAGAUCAGUUUGAACAUUUUUAUAGGUAGUUAAGGACUGCUAAGUAUUUCCUUGCAGGUUGGGCUCAUGCUGAGAUCCCGCCAUCUAGAUGAUGAGUGAGACUGGAGUUUACAGUAAAUCUGCGCCCAUCCAUUUCAGCCGCAGCUGUCUUGGCAGGAGCUCAGUGCUGUUUUAGGAUGCAGGAUGUAUAUUUCAGUUGCAGCGGGUGAAAAAUGGCUCUUGAUUUGAGCCGUCAACAUCUCCCACAAAAAUAAAUCAGCCCACUCUUCUUCCCUCUCACACUUAAGGGGGAGUCCUGCUCAGUGUGAGAUGAUCUAAUGCAUUUGAAUUUAGUGAGAACGAGGCUGCGCUGUGAGGCUGCAGUGGCUGAUAAUUUAUUUAUAAAACUGAGUGUGACAGUAAACCGACCAGAGGGAAUAAUGUCAGCGCAUAUCUAAAUGCAUGCAGAAAUGACUGCCGCUACACAAAUGGAGAAAUCUUCUCAAACGUAGAUCUGUGUUUGUGUCUGUGCAGCAGCGUUACAUAAGUCAGCAGUGCAGGUUUUAUGCUGCAUUGACAGUACAACUGAAUCAAAUCCUUUACUCUCAGAGAGUAUUGUGCUCAUGUGAGAGCAUUGAUACAUAUCUGAGCAGACGGACAGGAAGCAGUAAGCUGCUUAGCCCUGCGCUGACUCAGUAUCCAAGCUAUUUCUCUGCUCCCUAUAAGAGAGAAGCUUCAAUCAACAUUUUUUACCUAGACUCAGCCAGCUGGAAUAAAUUCUGUUUAUUACUUAAGUGGAGAUCACCUCAGAUCCCAGACCAGCGAAAUCAGCUAAGAAGUCAUGGAAAGUUAACGACGCUAACGAGGAGAGCUGUGUGUCACCGAGAAGGCAUUUACUUUCUUACUGAAACAAUAUGUCAGCGUUUUAAAGGUGUAACAUUGACAUUUAAUCCAUGUUUAAAACUGCCAAUAAACCAAAUAGCGUUUUAUUAUAUUAAAAGAAACAUUCUAUACAACUUUUUAUGUGAAUUUGAUUUCUUUAUCUCUGCAGCUGCUGUCAAAACUUCAAUGAUCCACAGCCCUUCAGCGGCUAUGAUUGGUUCUAAAGGUGCAUUGCUAAGCUAAUCCAAUUUCUGCCCAGCUUCCAGUUACGUGGCGCGUAUUCAUGGUGCAGUCAAAGGGAGAUACCUGCUCAGAAUGAAAGGACUACUAUUCUGUGUUUUUGCCAUCAUGAUGCUCACACCUGCUCAAGGUGAGGAAGAGGAGCAGCUGAUGGAGCUGGAGGGACUGGAACCAGAGGAAUUGUACCUGGAGUGUUUCCGCUGUGAUCUGGGCUUCUGGGACGCCUGCUACACGACAGAAACCAACUGCAGCCGCGGGGACCUCUGCUACACGGGCCGAGGGAAGGCAGCUGAUUCUCUGGAAGUAAAGACGUUGGGCUGUGCGAAGGCCGAGGAGUGUAAUGUGAAGACAACGGUGGCGCUUUUUUUAAAUAAUACAAUCUUUGUUAUGACCAAAUCCUGCUGUGACACCCCUUUCUGCAACUCUGCACAAGAAUUACCCAUAUACACAGUUUUUCAUAUCACUUUGGCCAGUUUAGCCAUCACUCACAUCACUAAAGCCUUGGUUGGAUAAAAAACAUAAAUACUUUUAUUCAGUUUUGUUGUUGAAAAAACACAAUUUAUGCAGCUUCAAGCAAAGACACAGCCAGAUUUACAAAAUGUUUGUACUGAGUAAUCAAUAAGUAAACACUAGAUAUAAGUAACACAAACCAUGUACAUUUAUACAGAAAUUCCUUCACAAAAUAAACAAUGUGCUUGAACUGCUUUUUUUACAUCAAUAAAUAUCUUAUUGUUAUUAACAUAAAACUCUGUAAA